AUCUUGUUAGGAUUAGACUUGCUCAUAUUCAUUUUCGUUCAGUAUGUUGUUUUUGCUAUUAGAUUUUCAUUUUUCUGGGUUGUUCUUUUAAAAAAUGAAUGAUUUUGCCUAGUAAUCUAAUUUAAUUUGUGUUUUUAUGUUAUGGGGGGCUAAAAUGAUUAGUAUUCUUCUCCAGCAAAGAGAAUGAAGCCAGAGGUUUCUUCGUUGAAUCCCUAUGCAGCCUCAUACAUACCACUUGCCAAAAGGGAGGGUUCCAUAGCUAAAGAUAUUAAGGCUGGAAAUGAGUCUGCUUGGUUUGAUCCUUUCUCACGUAGCAAUGCUUCACUUGAAUCUGCAAUCCCUGGAAUUGGAAACCACCCGGUUGCAUUGAAAAGCGACCCUGGUCAUGGUUCUUUGAUGCAAAAUCAGGGUGAAAUGAGUGGCGAGCAGAUUAUGGAUGAGGAAUUCGACAUGGAUUUGCAGUAUCUUCGCAUGAUGUUCCCCGGUUUGUCCAAUGACUCUGUUCUGGAUGUCUACAUGGCUAAUAAUGGAGACUUAGAAGCCACUAUUGACAUGCUGAACCAACUUGAGAUGUACACUGUUGAGUCCUCUGACACUCUUCCCGACACAUUGGAUAUCGGUGAUAUCUCUGAAUCUAUCUCUUCAGCAAACUGUGGUACUCUUAAACUGAAGAAUGUGGCAAGUGAAACCGGCGCGUCUUCAUCAGGCUCUACAGAAUCAGCUGUUACCUCCUGACUGACAUAAUCAAAGGGGUUUCAGUGUUUCUAGUUUUAGUUGUAUGUCUCAGUGGAUAAGAAGUGUACACAAGUAGGGUUCUUCUUCAAGGUUGAGAAAUGUAGUACUUUGCUUUUAACACUUGAAGGGUUUAACAUUGGAUGUAUAGUUGUAUGCUGUAACAUUUGUUUGGUGAAAGUGGCAGUUUACAUGCA
This is a messenger RNA of Gossypium raimondii (Peruvian cotton), 929 nucleotides long. Its product is annotated as polyadenylate-binding protein-interacting protein 5. NCBI's taxonomy places the organism in Eukaryota, Viridiplantae, Streptophyta, Magnoliopsida, Malvales, Malvaceae. Bases 184 to 735 code for a protein of 183 amino acids. Gene Ontology annotation, molecular function: ubiquitin binding. The record is from RefSeq and is a predicted model, not a curated record. The transcript is spliced from 2 exons.